Molecule: messenger RNA, 1663 nt
Organism: Paramecium sonneborni
Lineage: Eukaryota; Ciliophora; Oligohymenophorea; Peniculida; Parameciidae
Source: the annotation of a GenBank genome assembly
AUGAAUUUAACCAAAGUUUCAUUUUUUGAUGAUCCAAAAUAAAAUUUAUGGAUAAAAGAAGUAAUUUAAGCAUCAGAUCCUAUAAUAAGUGGAACACUGAUUAAGAAUUCGAAAUUAGGAAUUAAAAAAGAGAGCAACUAUUUUUUAUAGGAUGGAAAACUAGCUUGUUCAUAGAAAUAUAUUGAUUUGUAAAAUGUUACUCUGGAGAAGAUAAAAAAUAUAGGUUUUAAAUUGACUAAGAAUCGAAAGUCAGUUGAGCUGCUUAGUCAUAAUGAAUAGGCUUAGGGAAUGUGGUAUAACUACUUAAAAUAGUUUUGCAUUUAGAAAGGGUUCAAUAAUGUAUAUUCUAUAAACAAGUUGAUAGGUAAGGGUAAUUUUGCAAAGGUAUAAUAUUUUAGAAUAAGUAAAGGUUUAUAGUGCAUAAAAGAAGAGUGACUAAUAAGUGUAUGCUGUAAAGGCUUUCGAUAAAUUAAAAUUUUAAGAUAUUAGAGUAGACAAGGUAGAUUAAACAUAUAUUAUCAUAUAGCCUGCUUUGAUAAAGGAAUUAUCUAUAAUGAGAAAAAUGGAUUUUUUUGGUGUGAUAAAAUUAUAUGAGGUAUUUGAGAAUGAUAAUUACAUAUUCGUGGUAUGUGAAUUUUUAGAAGGAGGAGAAUUGUUUAAUCAAAUGAAAGGGAAAGCAUAUGAUGAGAAAACAGUAGCUAUUAUAAUGUAUAGAAUAUUGUAAUCGAUUGAUUAUAUUCAUUCCUUAGGGGUUCUACAUAGAGACAUAAAAGUAUAGAAAAAUGAUUAUAAUUUAGCCAGAAAACUUGAUUCUUAGAUCUAAAAAGGAGAUGUCUGAUGUAGUAAUUGCAGAUUUUGGUUUAGCUGAUUAUUAUAAUGUUGAAGGUAAUUAUAUGUUUAAGCGUUGUGGAACUCCUGGUUAUGUAGCACCAGAAUUACUUCAAGAUAAAAUCUAUGAUUAUAAAAUUGAUAUUUUUAGUGCAGGAGUUUUAAUGUUCAUUAUGUUGACUGGAUAAUCUCCAUUCAAAGCCAAGUCAUAUGAUGAAAUUGUGAUGAAAAAUUAUCAUUGUUAGAUUGAAUUCAACUUAAUUAAAAAUUAACCAUUAAGUGAAGAAGCUGUCCAUCUCUUAACUUCCUUACUCGAAAAGAAUCCAGAUAUGAGAAUCAAUUCUGAAUUAGCUCUAUAACAUCCAUGGUUUUAAAAGUAACCAGAUUAUAAAUUAUUUCUGUAUUAUUUAAUCUUAAUAAUAGGGCUGAUACAUAUCCAAGACAUAAAAAGAAUUCUUAAUUGUAUGCUAAAACUCCUUUGAUGGGAUAGGAAUUAAAUUAAUCUCUUACUUCUACUCCAAUAAGUUUAACACCAUAAAUGAGAAGCAAAUCUAAUACUGCUGAUAUUUAAAGAGAGGAAUAACAUUCCUCUAAUUCAAGAUAAUAGAGUUAAUCAUUAAAAGUUUAAAAAUAAGAAUGCAUUUCAGAAGAAAAUGAUUACAAUGUAAACGAAGAAGAUGAUAUUCCUCAUAGUAAUUAAAUUAAAAUGUAUCAAAUCUAACCAAAAUUAAAAAAAAGUAUCUAUUUAAAAUUAUUACUAGAUUAAGAAGAAAUACAUUAAAAAUCAAUUGUUGAAACUGGUAAUAAUAAAGGUUCACUCUAAUUUAAAGUUUGA